Messenger RNA from Stylophora pistillata, 2380 nucleotides. RefSeq names its product RYamide receptor-like. Gene Ontology annotation, cellular component: plasma membrane. NCBI's taxonomy places the organism in Eukaryota, Metazoa, Cnidaria, Anthozoa, Scleractinia, Pocilloporidae. Gene Ontology annotation, biological process: G protein-coupled receptor signaling pathway. Gene Ontology annotation, molecular function: neuropeptide Y receptor activity. The record is from RefSeq and is a predicted model, not a curated record.
UUUAUGUUUGCAAAAUAAAUUAGUAUCAUCAGCAAAUAAAUGGAAAUCAAAAAAUUUAAAGCAAUAGUGAAAGUCAUUAAUAUAUAACAAGAAGAGAAUUGGUCCAAGGACUGACCCCUGAGGAACACCACAUGAAAUAUUGACAGAGGUAGAAGUUACACCAUUUAUAGUGACUGUUGCAAACGAUUUGCAAGAUAUGAACUAAACCACUGGUUUGCAAUCCCACGUAUGCCAUAAAACUCCAGUUUUCCUGACAAUAUCUCAUGAUGUAUGGUAUCAAAUGCCGUACUGAAAUCUAAAAAUAUACCACAAGAAUAAUCCGCAUCAUCAAUUGCCCUUUGAAUUCUAUCAACUCAACUUACACCUAAAUAUUUGGUUCAUUUCCAAUUAGAAAUACCAACAAUUCUCUAAAUACGAGCUAUUCAUAAUAAAGGAGGAAAAAAGAAUACGGAGAGCAAAGGUUUAAACGAGACCUUCCUCUUCGCAUUACACAGCAAGACUGACUACUAUAAUCUAAUUCAACAAUUUUUGUUUUCCCUUUUAAGAAACCUCUUUUUUAAGGCUAUUUGAUUCAUAUUGGCCGGUGGCCACUUUCCGACAAAAUGUUUUAUCCGGAAACGUCGGAGGAAAUGAGUGUUUUUCUUCAAUAAACUGAGCCUUAUCAAUGUCAGUUGACCGGAAUGAUCAAAACAAAAGUAUUCUUUCUCUCUCAGACUUUGCGCAAUGGAGCUCUUGAGGAUUAUCUCCCGUUGCAUGACUGAAAAUGAGUGCUCAAAGACUAUAAUUUGUCAAGGUUAAAGCUUCUGAUUCUACGUUCCGACCACAGAAACCUCUUUCAUCAUUUUCCGUUUAUCAUUUAAACCUUUGCCUUGUUCUAUAGAACCUGCUGGUGCCUUCAACAUGACGUACAAUUUCACCGAAGCGCCUCCCGACGGAGGAUUCCUGGUCCCGCGCGACAUUCAAAUCGGAGUCACAGUGAUGGCCGUUACCGCUUUUAUACUGGCAACAAUUGGUAACUCGUUAGUUAUUUACAUCGUUUACACAGUAAAACAGAUGAAGAACUCAACAAACAUCCUCAUCGCCAACAUGGCUGUUGCGGAUCUUCUCAUGACCAUAGAUUUUCCUUACAUUCUCAAAUUCUGUUUCAUUUGGAAUAGAUGGUUUGGCACGUUCAUGGGCACUGCGUUAUGCAAGUUCUUCCACUCAGCUCAAGUUGGUUCCUUGGCCGCCUCAGUGUUCAGUUUAGUGGCAGUUUCUUUGGAUCGCAGUUUUGCCGUCUUAUCUCCUUUGAAGACGAUAGUGACAACAAACGUUUUGAGAUUCGCAAUCGCCGUGAUUUGGCUCGGCGCAUUGGCUUUAAUGAUUCCAGUGAUGUUUGUGACGACCACGAAGCAAGAAGAGAAAACAAAAACUGUGAUAUGUACAGAGGAUUGGUCGGCAUUGUCACGUGACGUCUACACCCUUAUUUUAUUUGUCAUAGGUUACGCCAUUCCAUUAUUUGCAAUCACUGUGUCCUACUUCCUGGCCGCAUUGCACCUUUGUAGGAGAAAAUUACCCGGACAUCAGAAUCCUAUUGCUAACAAAAAAGUUCAGAAAACGAGCAGACGUGCGACUGUUAUGUUGGUAACAGUGGUGGUGGUUUUUGCUCUCUCGUGGCUUCCAUUCCAAGUUCUAGAGAUGAUUGCAACUUAUAAUUUUAAAUUUUUCCUGGAGAUUCCCAAGCAAGUUAAAUUUGUAAUCCCAUGGUUUGGUUUCUAUAAUAGUGCCAUUAAUCCAAUUCUUUACGUGAUCUUUUCGAUGAAUUAUCGACGCGAAUUUUAUCGGAUUCUAUGCAAAAGAUCAAGCCCAAAGGAACGUUUCAGAGUAGCAGCUAAUGGUGAGAGAGACAUUGGGCCAAUAGCCCGAAACUUGAUGAAACUCAACGUACCCUGUGAUACCUUGGAACUUAGUACAUCCCGUGAUACCUUAGAACUCUAUGUAUCCUGUGAUGUAUUGGAGACCCGUCUGUAGACAGGAAAGCCACUUGCUUCUCAUGUGAACUCUCCACUUUAUCAUUAGCCGUCCCUACAAUUCACAUCCUGUAUUCCCUGUAAGCUAUUUCAGCUGUUCUGUGCCUUUCCAAAGAAAUCAGCUACGUUUUUCUUUUUUAAUAUCAAACGACUUUAUCUAGUCGUUUAGAGAACGUCGGCGUCAACGCCGUUCGAGGUUGUACUUAAUGACAGAGCGAAAACUCGUUUUAGCUUUAUAAAAACUUUGGCUGUUGUUGAAUCUUGUUUAAUAAACUGUUUGAUACAGAAAACAAUCAAGUAAUACGUUGAAUCAACUUUGCAAAUAAGAAGAGUGCACAAGCGGCAGCCACCUUGACAUUCUCUCUUGUCUA